Molecule: messenger RNA, 1922 nt
Organism: Quercus lobata
Lineage: Eukaryota; Viridiplantae; Streptophyta; Magnoliopsida; Fagales; Fagaceae
Product: elongation factor
Exons: 6
Coding region: 151-1797 (548 amino acids)
Source: RefSeq, a predicted model, not a curated record
UGACACUAUCUUACGCCUAGGUUUAUAACGUUAACUAUCACUCUUUGAACGCCGCCGAGACAGACAGAGAGACUCUUAUUCUUCACUUGCCUCAUUUUCACGCUUUAUACAGUGUUAGAAGAAAUGAACUGAGUUUGGAAAUAUUGUGGUAUGGGUCCUUCUCAACUAUUCAUGGACACUGACCUGGACAUUAAACCUCACAUAACAGCAAAAGUAGCACCCGAUGAGGAGAAGAUUAAUUCCCUUAGAAACUCGGGUGGGAAGGGUUUAAUUUGCAGGAAUGGAGGUGCUAAAAUUGAGACACAAGCUAUUUUGGGUAAUCAAAGUAAUGCUACAAAGUUCCCUGAGGAUCUUGAGGUUGAUAUAGUUGGAAGUACAAUUAAAAGUGACAUUGGAUUGACUAAAAGUGAGGAUCCAGAUGCAACUGAUUAUUCUAGCUCAUUUGCUGACUCCGCAUCUGAUAUAGAGAAUUGUUCUGGAUUGAGUGAAGGAGAAGUGGAAUCACAAUUCUUUGGGGACAACGGUUUGGGUUCUUCAUUUGAUACAUUUGGUAAUACACUCCAAUUAAGGAAGAAGAAAUUGACAAAUCAUUGGAGGAACUUUAUACGCCCUUUGAUGUGGCGUUGCAAAUGGACAGAAUUGAGAAUCAAGGAGAUGGAGUUGCAAGCGUUAAAAUAUGCCAGAGAGCUUGCAGCAUAUGACCAAAGAAAACAACCGGGAUUUGAUCAGUUUACCUUUGAAGGAUUGGGUUCAAAGUCAUUGCCAUUUUCUAGUCAAUGCUUCAAAAAAAAGACAAUAAAGAGGAGGAAACGAAAGAGAGUUGAAGACACAACUGAUUUAACAUCAUAUAUGUCAAAACAUCACCUUUUCUCUUAUCUUGAGCUUAAGAAGUCUGAUCCAGAUGGCAUUUCAGUGGCUGACGAUUUUGGUAAUCCAGUAAUCACAGAUCAAAAUGACCCUUGCAAUGACAAAUUUGGCAUUAGUAAUGAUUGGUCAUUUUUUGAGUUUAGAGACGGUGAUAAUUUUUUGGAGCAAGUCCUUUGGAAAAUUGAAUUGGUGCACUCUCGGGUUCACAAGCUGAAGAGUCAGAUUGAUGUGGUCAUGUCCAAAAAUGCUGCUAGGUUUUCUUCCUCGGAGAAUUUGAGCCUUCUAGCACCUGGUGAUGCACAGACCAGCUCUGCUCGUAGUCCUACAUUCUCUGCUGGCAAUGGAGACGCUAUAUCAGUGGGACCUAUAUAUUCUCCAACUAAACAUAUAUCAGAGUAUGAUCAUGGAGAUCUUGUUAUGCCUGAAAGUGCCAUUUCAAGUUAUAAGGAGGCAAUCCAUGUUCCUGAUAUAAUUGAAAGCACGGCUGGACUGUUGUCUGCUGCUGAUGUCACCCUCCAUCAGCCACAGACUGGAGAUUCAUGUGAAAAUAUUGUAGAUAGUGUUCUGGUACAUACUGAGGCAGCUGAAGCAGAAAGGCACACUUUCAAAAUGAUAGGUAACCAAGCCACUGAGAUGCAUCAGGAACCAGAGACAGGCGAGCAAGAAAGCACCAAUCUCCCUUUAAUUCCAAAAUCAGAACCUCUUACUGUCCCUUUAAUUCCAAAAUCAGAACCUCUUAUCGUCCCUUUAAUUCCAAAAUCCGAACCUCUUACUGUAGAAAAAUCUGUAGGGCCUCAGGAGCAAUCAACUCUGAAAACUUGUUUAGCAUCAGAUGUUAAUUUUCCUAAGAAUAAGAGAAAGCGUGGGGAGCGCAAAGCUGGCUCAGUUGGUUGGAGCAAGAGAUCGUCAGGUGAGCCUGAUAGCCAGUGACUGAAAAAUAAUCUGAGAAUCUCUGUAUUUCCCAUAACAUGCAAAUUAUGGGGCUGGAUAACGAAUGUGUAGUGUUCUUAUGUAUGAACAAUUUUCAGAUGAAUAUAGCUUCAGUUUUCGUAGAC